Molecule: messenger RNA, 1485 nt
Organism: Uncinocarpus reesii 1704
Lineage: Eukaryota; Fungi; Ascomycota; Eurotiomycetes; Onygenales; Onygenaceae
Product: 4-aminobutyrate aminotransferase
Exons: 3
Coding region: 1-1485 (494 amino acids)
Biological process (GO): GABA catabolic process
Cellular component (GO): mitochondrion
Molecular function (GO): pyridoxal phosphate binding
Source: RefSeq, a predicted model, not a curated record
AUGGCUUCAGUUCUACGCACAUCAGCUCACAUUAGAGCCGCUGUCCGCACCAAGCGGUCGUUUUCGACGUACCAUGCACUCCGUGCUAGCACAGCGGCGUCAGCCAGCUCAAAAGCGCCCACCGAGAGAGCGUAUUUCACAAAUGAACCAUCUGGUCCUUCCAUAAAGACCGCUAUUCCCGGUCCCAAAAGUCAACAGAAAAUUGCGGAACUCAAUCAAGUUUUCGAUACCAGGGCCCUUAAUAUGUUGGUGGAUUACAGCUCGUCAGUUGGGAACUACUACGCCCAAAUUGCCUCAAUUCCAGUGGGCUACAACAACCCCAAUCUCCUCGAAGCCACAAAAUCACCCGAAAUGGCCAGUGCCCUUAUCAACAGACCAGCCUUGGGCAAUUUUCCCGGGCAGGACUGGGCUCACAUCCUCGAAUCAGGACUUCUCAGAGUCGCCCCGAAGGGCAUGAAUCAAGUAUUUACUUCCACCACCGGUUCCGAUGCAAACGAGACCGCGUACAAAGCUGCUUUCAUGUACCACGCACAGCAAAAACGUGGAGGCCCCGAGGUCGAAUUCACCAAGGAUGAGAUCUCCUCCACCAUGUCCAACCAGUCUCCAGGCUCACCAAACUACUCUAUUAUGUCCUUUGAAUCUGCCUUUCACGGGCGCCUCUUUGGCAGCUUGUCAACCACACGGAGCAAACCCAUUCACAAGCUUGAUAUCCCGGCUUUCGACUGGCCCAAGGCCCCAUUCCCCUCCCUCAAAUAUCCCCUUGAGGAUUUCGCUUCCGAAAACGCCCAGGAGGAACAGCGUUGCCUCCAGGAAGCUGAACGGAUCAUCAAGGAGUUCCACAACCCUGUCACUGCCGUUGUUGUUGAACCAGUCCAAUCUGAAGGAGGUGACAACCAUGCUUCCCCAGCAUUUUUCCAGGGUCUCCGUGAAAUCACAAAGCGACAUAAUGUUCUCUUGAUCGUCGACGAGGUUCAAACCGGCCUCGGUGCCACUGGAAAGUUCUGGGCCCAUGACCACUGGAAUCUCCAAACCCCUCCUGACAUUGUCACUUUCUCUAAGAAAGCGCAAGCUGCCGGAUACUAUUACGGAAACCCGGCCUUGCGACCCAAUAAACCAUACCGUCAAUUCAACACCUGGAUGGGUGACCCAGCCCGCGCCCUUAUCUUCCGGGCCAUUCUCCAAGAGAUUGAACGAUUGAACCUCGUGGAGAACACCGCUGCCACUGGUGAUUAUCUAUUUUCUGGCUUGGAACGUCUCGCUAAGCAAUAUCCCGGCCAGUUCCAGAAUCUCCGUGGAAAGGGCCAGGGUACAUUCAUCGCUUGGGAUAGCCCACAGAGAGAUGCUAUCCUAAAGAAGGGCAAGCAAGUUGGUAUCAACAUCGGAGGGUGCGGAGAGACCGCCGUCAGACUGCGACCAAUGUUGAUCUUCCAACAACAUCACGCGGACAUCCUCCUUGAGAACCUUGAGAAAAUUGUCAAGUCUUAG